AUGGUUAGGCGUGGAGUAUGGCAUAAAUGGGAGCCUCCUGCUGUUGGAACAUACAAACUAAAUACAGAUGGGUCCGCGAAAGACGAGAUGUGUACGGGCGGGGGCAUCAUUUGUAAUUCAGAAGGUGGUAUUAUUGCAAGCUUUUCGGCUUUCUUUGGGAGAGGUACGAAUAAUUAUGCUGAAAUAUUUGCGGUGGCCGUGGGUCUUCGCCUGUGUCAUUCAUUAGGGAUUGGAGCAGUUGUAGUCGAGACGGACUCUCUUUUAACGGUCAACGCGAUCAAGAAUCUGGGAGUGGCGUGGGAUCUGGAGUACGUAUAUCGGAUUUGCAUGCAAGAGGUUCGACCAUACCAUAAGAUCACUCACGUGGUUCGCCAAGAGAAUACGGUGGCAGACCGUUUAGCCAAUUGGGCUUAUACACAUAAAUCUUAUCAAGAGUUUUUCUCCGGGAACAGUAUGCCUCAAGAAGCGAAGGCUGCAUACAUUAGUGAUAAGCUCGGUAUUGCAAAUUUUCGUAAAUGA
Molecule: messenger RNA, 519 nt
Organism: Erythranthe guttata (spotted monkey flower)
Lineage: Eukaryota; Viridiplantae; Streptophyta; Magnoliopsida; Lamiales; Phrymaceae
Molecular function (GO): nucleic acid binding; RNA-DNA hybrid ribonuclease activity
Source: RefSeq, a predicted model, not a curated record